Molecule: messenger RNA, 2162 nt
Organism: Lactuca sativa (garden lettuce)
Lineage: Eukaryota; Viridiplantae; Streptophyta; Magnoliopsida; Asterales; Asteraceae
Product: putative receptor-like protein kinase At5g18500
Biological process (GO): protein phosphorylation
Molecular function (GO): ATP binding; protein kinase activity
Source: RefSeq, a predicted model, not a curated record
CAAUUUGCAAAGGGAUAAAAAAUGAUAGCUUUUCCGUUACUGUAGCAAGGUCCAUCACCAACCUCUGGUGACUACUCCAUCUUUCCUACCUUUCCUUAUCUCUCUGGUUCUGCUAUGCUGUUGCAGAAAGCUCCAUUUUAGCUUAGAUCUCGAUUCCUCAACACUCACAUUUCCAUCUUCUACUUCGAAGAUCUGUGGUUUGUACACUACACCAAUGGCUUUGCUUCUGAGAUCCACUAAUUCAAUGGUUUCUUCAUACUGAAUCUGUAUAUCAGGAGGCUUUGCAGCAAGAAUCGGCAACUCAUUAGUGUACUUGAUCAUCUACAGAAGGAAUGGCCGACGAUCUAAAUACAGGAUUAUCUCAACAAAUUGGGGUAUUGGGGAUUAAGGUGUGGGAAUUAAUUGGGAUUAUCGUCGGUUUACUUAUCGUAGGCAUUCUUUGCGUGUUGACAUGUUACCUCACUUCUCGGAAGAAAGUUCGAGGGAGCAGAGGCAGGGGCAGGGACAGAGUUUCUCACAGUCAAAUCCCAACUGUUUCCAAAGAAAUUAAAGAAGUUCGAGUUGAGCAAGUUUCAACAGGAGAUUUCGCUCCACGAGAUGGGAUUCUUCUCACAAUUCAUGACAAAAACAGCGAUAAAGAUUCAGACAAAGUUUUGGUUCAUCUUGGAAUGGGAAAAUUGAAAAAUGGAGAUAACGCCAGUAGUCAAGGUUCAUUUCAUCAUACUGAUAGAGAUGUUUGUGGAUCGCAAUCAGGAGAAGAUGGGGGUUCGGGUAAUUUUCUGUAUAAACCUUCAUCUUCUUCCUCUCAUCCAAUCAGUGCACCUUCUCCACUUAUCGGUCUCCCUGAAUUUUCCCACUUGGGUUGGGGCCAUUGGUUUACAUUACGCGAUCUUGAACUUGCAACAAAUAGAUUCUCAAAGGAGAAUGUUCUUGGAGAGGGUGGUUAUGGUAUUGUUUAUCGGGGAACAUUGGUUAACCGGAAUCCAGUGGCAGUGAAGAAACUCCUCAAUAACGUGGGUCAAGCUGAGAAGGAAUUCAGAGUGGAGGUUGAAGCUAUUGGCCAUGUCCGCCAUAAAAAUUUGGUCCGUUUAUUGGGUUAUUGCAUUGAGGGAACUCAUAGGAUGUUGGUCUACGAAUAUGUCAACAACGGGAAUUUAGAACAAUGGCUUCAUGGAGCUAUGCGCCAGCAUGGAUAUCUUACUUGGGAAGCGAGGAUGAAGGUUCUUUUAGGAACAGCUAAGGCCCUUGCCUAUUUACAUGAAGCAAUUGAGCCAAAAGUUGUACACCGAGACAUAAAGUCAAGCAACAUAUUGAUAGAUGAUGAUUUCAAUGCAAAGGUGUCUGAUUUUGGCCUUGCAAAGCUUCUUGGUGCUGGAAAAAGUCACAUCACAACUCGAGUUAUGGGUACAUUUGGAUAUGUGGCUCCUGAAUAUGCAAAUACUGGGCUAUUGAAUGAAAAGAGUGAUGUUUAUAGCUUUGGAGUUGUACUUUUGGAAGCAAUUACAGGAAGAGACCCUGUUGACUAUGGUCGCCCUACCCAAGAGGUAAACCUUGUGGAUUGGCUAAAAAUGAUGGUUGGAAGCCGGAGAUCAGAGGAAGUGGUGGACCCCACGAUUGAUACAAAGCCAUCCACAAGAGCCCUAAAAAGAGCACUUUUAACUGCUCUAAGAUGUGUUGAUCCCGACUCUGAUAAGAGACCCAAAAUGAGCCAAGUUGUACGUAUGCUCGAGUCCGAGGAAUAUCCCUUACCCAGAGAGGAUCGAAGGCGUAGAUCUCAAGCAGGUAGUACAGAAAUUGAAUCACAGAGAGAAAACUACGAUACUGAUAAGAGCGACAAUCCGGACCAACGAUCAGACAGCAAGAGAAACUUGAGAGUAUAACUUUAUAUCUUUAUCUUUUUAUUUUUUAUUUUUAUUCUUUCGAUAUUGAGGAAGUAAUGACCAAUGUGGAAGGGUGAUUUGUGUUAUAUUUUUAUGUAUUUGAAAAAAAAAUUAUAUAUAUUUUCGGUAGAGGGAGUGUUGUUCGUUAUUAUGUAAGUAAGUAAAAAAUUAUGGAAGGCGGAAUGUAGUAGGGGGAUUUAGCUGUGUACAGUUUUGGGGGAGAUCGGAUGUUACUUGUUUAUUUGAUUUGCUAAAAAUAUUAUCCUACCGAGUGUUUAUUAA